CAUGAAAAAACUUAAUGCGAUUUGCCUGAAAAUCUCAAUCUGGAUGAAUGGCAGAGAAAUCAAAUUUUUACCCUGGACCCAGCUGAAUUGUGCAGCCACCCUUUCCCAUGUGUCAGACAGCUCCAUGACAGUCCUCAAGCAGAUGGAUGCAGACAAUCAAAGGCAUCAUCAUGCAAAAUUAAAGCAUUGGCGGCAUGGUGCACCUUCCUUCUGAGGCAUAAGCUACCUAUCACGGUCCUGCUUAGCUCAGCUUGAUCAUGUCUGACUCUGGAUAACUAGCAGGCGAGUGAAAAUUGACUUGUAAAUCUUUCCGUUUUGAACAAAGCCUUAAUUAAAGCAAAGGUGACCUCUCAAAGUCACAUUUAAUUCCUGUCUGACUGCAACUUCUGUCACCCUCGAAAGAUCUCCGGACCAGUGAAGAAAAUGACUUCUUUUGCUGCGUUUGUUCAACAUGUGUGGAAGCUUUUUGUGGCUGAGAGGAAACCUGGUUGGAAAAAUUUGUGGUCUCUGUUUGCAAUCUGCAGCUCUGUUAGUUUCAUUGCAAAUGUGCUCCUGUUGCUAGCUGGGUAUUCCUUAGUCAUGGAAUAUCUCAUGUUUUCAAUAGCUAUAUUUGCAUUUUCCUGGAUUAUGCUCUCCAUUGGCCUGUGCUUCUUCCGGUUUCUACGCUGUUUUGCUGCCCUCUUUUUCCUUUCCUGUGGACUGCGUGAAGGAAGGAACAGCCUAAUCGCUGCUGGGACUGGUGUAGUGGUAGCUGGUAACCUCCAAAAUAUUUUCCACAACCUCAAACAGUUGGCAGAGAGUGUGAUUUGUAUAAUUGAGUCUCAGUGUUUCUCCUUUCUCGGACACUAUAUUGAAGCUAUUCGGUGGAUUUACCAUCAGACCAAGAACCUGAGCAACCCAUUUAAAGAUGUGGUGUCACUGGAGAGCAAAUUGAAUGUGUCUUACUCAGUUUCAGAUGAAGACUUGAAACUCAGGCUGAACAAGACAAAACUGUAUAUUGAAAAUAUCACCAACCAGAUCUCCUCUCUACUCACCCUACAAUCAUAUUUGGGGAAGAAAGUGCUCCCUCUACUGGGGAUGGCCUUUAUUCUUCUUGGGACAUACCUCUUCAUCCGAAAAUUCCUGAGCCCACACAACCUCAAGUUUAAGAAUGCUUACAUUACAAAUGAGUUUAUUAGAUAUAAUGAGAAGCUGAGGCAGCAACAAAAGCCCUCAGUCCUUCCCCUCAGUAAAGAAGAAAGAAAGCUGUACACAGUGGUACCGUCUUUUUGCCAAACUCGCAAAGACAGAAAACACACGGCACGCUUUUUCCUCCCAGUGCUUACUAAUCUUUGUAUUUGGGCUCUCUUUGCAGCAGUAGAUUAUUUGCUUUACUGGCUUAUUUUUUCGGUGAGCAAGCAUCUUCAAGAUUUGCCCGAGCUUGAGGUCCAUUUGAAAUUGUAUUACCAUAAAAAUGCUUAUAAAUUUAUCUUCAAUAAUGGGCAGAUUGCUGACAAAAAACCUUCCUUCAAGAUUCCUCUCUUCAAGCAAGCCUGCAUCCCCAAACCAAAUUUUGCCCUCUCUGCAACAUGGACGCAUCUGGGAGCCAUUGUCUUCUCUUUAACAGUGCUUGGGCUGUUGACUUCUACACUUACACAACUUAAAAUACUGGUGAUAACAUCAUUUUUUCCUAGCACAGGCAUGAAACGGAUCAAGUAUCUGCACAAAAAGUUGUUAAACAGAAGAUCAAAGUUCUCCGAGAGAAACAUGAAAAAGAAACCACAUUUGUUUGCAACGUUACACUUCUGGUUUCCAAUAGUCCAAGCAAUGAGAAAUGCCAGGAAGAAAGGAACAGAUGUGGCAAAAGGUGACAGUUUUUAACAUAAAGGCUAUGAAAGGCUAUGAAAAAGAUGUCAAGUUUGCUGCAAUAAAAUCCCCAGAUCAAAUCAGCUGCAGUCUGAAAAAUUAAUGAUGGGCUGACCCAGUUGUCUGAGGAUGACAAUCAAAACUGGCAGCAUCCAGGCCACUGACACUCCUGAAGUACGACCCACAUGUAAUGCACAGAAUGCUUAAGGGCCGUGUGUGUGUGUGUGUCUUCUCUUCUGCCUCUCUUUUUCGAUGUAACAUUUCGUCAGUGUGAAUGACUCAUUUCCCCAGAGAAAUUACUCCACACUUGCAUUUUGACAUGUGUGGGGUCCUGAUUCAACUUUUCAUUUCUUUAUUUCCAUGCACUAGGACAGUGCAUUUGUACCAGUGGACUUGCAGGUAAGGAGUGAGUCCACUGGGGAGGUCCAGAGAAAUACGAAGAUUGAGCACAUUAAAUGG
Varanus komodoensis (Komodo dragon) is the source of this 2304-nucleotide messenger RNA. RefSeq names its product dendrocyte expressed seven transmembrane protein (gene DCSTAMP). The transcript has 5 exons. The record is from RefSeq and is a predicted model, not a curated record. NCBI's taxonomy places the organism in Eukaryota, Metazoa, Chordata, Lepidosauria, Squamata, Varanidae. The coding region runs from base 424 to 1860 and encodes 478 amino acids. Gene Ontology annotation, cellular component: membrane.